Molecule: messenger RNA, 1599 nt
Organism: Lentinula edodes (shiitake mushroom)
Lineage: Eukaryota; Fungi; Basidiomycota; Agaricomycetes; Agaricales; Omphalotaceae
Exons: 9
Coding region: 1-1599 (532 amino acids)
Molecular function (GO): protein binding
Source: RefSeq, a predicted model, not a curated record
AUGGACUCUUUGCCACUGGUCGGCGAUCGCAUCAGCUAUUCUGGACAUCUGGGCACUGUAAAAUUCAUCGGAGAGGUUGAGAACACUACAGGUGUCUGGCUCGGAAUUGAGUGGGACAAUCCCGACCGAGGCAAGCACGACGGCGUCAAGGAUGGCAAGCGGUACUUUUCUUGUAGAGUGCCGAACGCUGGCUCCUUCAUUAGGCCAUCUGCUCAAGUCAUAUGUGGUGUCUCGUUCCUUCAGGCUCUGAAAGCGAAAUACGUUGAACAGUUCCAUGGUUCCGCCUCUGAAGAAAAAGUAAUAUUAGGUUCCUCGAAUGGUGUAAUCGAGGUUAAAGCUGUAAAUUUGGACAAAAUAAGAAGCAAAUUUGCAAAUCUAGGGCGACUUCGUGAGGUCAGCCUCGAAAACGAACUAGUAUCGAGUGUCGAUGAAUCAGGACUCAUCCGUGAGACGUGUCCUAAUGUUCGCGGACUGGAUCUAUCCGCGAGUCUCUUCUCUACAUGGUGUGUAGUAGCAGAUAUAGCUGUCGAGCUUCCUGUAUUGCAAAGGCUAGCCUUGAAUCGCAACCGCUUCACCGAAAUGACUUUGGAUAGAUCGAAAAUGUCCACUUCAUUCCAGAGUUUGACAGAAUUACAGCUCAAUGGGUCAUUGAUUAGCUGGUGUGAAAUGCAGCAGGUCACCUCCUUCAUGCCCAGGCUAGUAUCGGUCGAGUUGGGCAGUAAUCGACUCUGUGAGUCGGAAUUUAGCGCGCCUGUUAUUACGCAUUCCCAGAUACGCAAUAUAAACCUGGAAGGCAAUAAAUGCAAAGUGUGGAUACGUAUAUGCCAAAGUUUAAGCACAUACGACCAACUAGAACGAGUCAUCUUGGCCUCUAACGAGAUCGACUCUAUUCCGCCUCCCGCACAUAACUCACUUGUAUUAAAGAAACUUGAGCAUAUAUCGCUCAGUUCGAAUAAUCUCAAGUCUUGGAAUGACUUGGAUGCGCUGUCGAUUUGGUGUCCUUCUCUGACCUCUCUCUCCGUGAUCGGAAAUCCUUUGGUUGAAAGUGGUGAUGAAAUACGAUACAGUCGUCCGUUCAUCAUUGCUCGAUUACCUGCUUUGUGCACCUUAGAUUCAACUGCGGUGUCUGCAAAAGAACGAACUGAUAGCGAGCUGUUCUAUCUUUCAUAUAUCUCUCAGCGAUUCAGCCUACAUGAGCCAGGGUUCGAAAUGGCUUCAUUAAUGAGGGAGCAUCCCCAAUGGGAAGCGCUAUCCAAAAAGCAUGGAACAGCCCUUUCAAUGUCUGCCAUAUCAUCUCAUCAAGACCGACUCAGCCGUAAAUUGAUUGACAUUCAAGUUCAGAAACAUUUCGCUUCCGCUCCUUUAGAGAUUGGUGAAUGGAUGGAUCCGACUACAUUACGGGUGUUACCUACUAUGUCACUCAAAGUGUUUGGACAUAAGAUUCGUAAGGCCUUGGAUAUCGAUAAAGAAUCAAAGACUUCUUUUUGGUUAAAGAUGAACGACGGAACCUGGGCAGAACUGUCCGACAAUUUUCAUGACCUGGACUGGUUAGGUUUGGAGACGGGUUCAAAAGUACUUUGUCGUGUAACAACAGCAUAA